GAAACGAAGAAUAAAAUUCUGUCUUCAUCCCUAAACCUCCUUAGGGAGAUUUUUUGCUCAAACUCCAUCCCCACGAAGAAAUUUUUUUGGUCGUAGACCUCCAAAUGAGACACUUUCCAUGACUAACAAGGAUACCUAUUUUAUUUUAUUUUUUAAUGGCAAAUUAUUAGUAUGUUAAUUGUUAUGUUAGUUUUUUUUUUUUACAUUUUACCAUGACUUGAAUUCUAGACGUCCAACUUCUUUAACCCUGAGCUCAACUAGUUCAACCAGUUGAACUAUCCUCCCACCCCAUCGAGGAUCUUUAUUUACGGAUGAUAUUGACAUCCGGAUUCCUGCCUCUAUAUAUAUUUCCUUGAACCAGCUAUCUAGCUAGUAUAUUCAUAAGAUUUCCCAGUUUCCUUUCACGCCUGCAACUACGUACACCAAGUUGCUAAGUGUGAAAAUAUAUGGACAUUAUUAUCCUCCUCUUUCUUAUCUUCCUCUCAUCUCUCCUAUCAUAUCCAUUCAUAAUCAAACACAAUAAAUUACAUGAAACCAUAGACAAGCCUAAACUUCCCCCAGGUUCAAUGGGUUGGCCUUAUAUUGGAGAAACUUUUCAACUCUACUCUCAACACCCUAACAUCUUCUUUGCUUCUAAACAAAAAAGAUAUGGAGAAAUAUUUAAAACACAUAUACUAGGAUGUCCUUGUGUGAUGUUAGCAAGUCCUGAGGCUGCAAGAUUUGUGUUGGUGACUCAUUCUCAUUUGUUCAAGCCUACAUAUCCUAAAAGCAAAGAGAAACUUAUUGGUUCUUCUGCAUUGUUCUUUCACCAAGGACAUUACCAUACUCGUAUUAGGAAACUCGUUCAAAACUCGCUUUCUCCUGAAUCAAUCAAGAAAUUGAUCCCCGGUAUUGAAAACGAAGUCAUUUCCUCCUUGGAAUCGUGGAUUUCUAUUGGACAAGUCGUUAACACUUUCCAUGAAAUGAAAAAGUUCUCUUUCAAUAUUGGCAUUCUCUCUGUCUUUGGUAAUUUGGAAAGCAAUUAUAGAGAACAACUUAAGGAGAAUUACUGCAUAGUAGAGAAAGGCUACAAUUCUUUUCCAAAUAGGAUACCCGGAACUUCAUACUCCAAAGCUGUUUUGGCGAGGCAGAGAAUUCAGGAGAUUAUAAGUGAGAUAAUUUCCAAGAGAAAAGCACAUAGAUCAAUUGAGAAGGAUCUAUUAGGCCACUUGCUAAAUUACAAGAAUGAAAAAGGUGAAAUGUUAAGUGAUGAGGAAAUAGCUGAUAAUGUAAUUGGAGUACUAUUUGCAGCUCAAGAUACUACAGCAAGUGUUCUUACUUGGAUUCUCAAGUACCUUCAUGAUGACCAGAAACUUCUUGAAGCAAUAAAAGCAGAACAAAUGGCUGUAUAUGAAAACAAUGAUGGAGGGAAAAUUCAAUUGACAUGGAGUCAGAUAAAAAAUAUGCCACUUACUCAUAGGGUAAUAUUGGAAAGUCUAAGGAUGGCAAGUAUUAUAUCAUUUACUUUUAGAGAAGCUGUGGUUGAUGUGGUAUACAAAGGAUAUUUAAUACCAAAGGGUUGGAAAGUAAUGCCACUAUUCAGAAACAUCCAUCAUAAUCCAGAAUUCUACCCUGCACCUCACAGCUUUGAUCCAUCAAGGUUUGAGUUUGCUCCAAAGCCCAAUACAUUUAUGCCAUUUGGCAUUGGAGUGCACUCUUGCCCAGGAAAUGAGCUAGCCAAAUUGAAUAUGUUGAUAUUAAUUCACCAUCUAGUAACCAAAUUUAGGUGGGAGGUAGUGGAAAAUCAGAGUGGAGUCCAAUAUAGCCCAUUCCCAAUCCCUCUGCAAGGUCUACCCACAAGAUUUUGCAGAAUCAAAUAAGUCAAUGGAGAUUAUUAUAUUAGUUUUUUGGAUAUACCUUGCCACCCCAACAUUGAUCUCAAUUUCACCUCUAUUUUAGCUUAGAUAGUAUGUAUAUUCUCUUGAUCUCCAAGUAACAGUAAGCCAUUAGAUUUGAUCUAGUGAUAAAAUGUUUAAAUAGUAUAUUAGAGAUCAUGUAUUCAAUUAUCAGCUUUAUUGUAAAAAAUAUAAUCUCCAAGUGACAAUUAUAUUAUACAUAUAUAU
Trifolium pratense (red clover) is the source of this 2102-nucleotide messenger RNA. Its product is annotated as abscisic acid 8'-hydroxylase 4-like. Gene Ontology annotation, biological process: sterol metabolic process. The record is from RefSeq and is a predicted model, not a curated record. The transcript has 9 exons. Lineage: Eukaryota; Viridiplantae; Streptophyta; Magnoliopsida; Fabales; Fabaceae. Gene Ontology annotation, molecular function: iron ion binding; heme binding; (+)-abscisic acid 8'-hydroxylase activity. The coding region runs from base 447 to 1859 and encodes 470 amino acids.